Messenger RNA from Vigna angularis (adzuki bean), 1377 nucleotides. RefSeq names its product rhodanese-like domain-containing protein 11, chloroplastic. The transcript has 10 exons. The record is from RefSeq and is a predicted model, not a curated record. Lineage: Eukaryota; Viridiplantae; Streptophyta; Magnoliopsida; Fabales; Fabaceae. Bases 184 to 1047 code for a protein of 287 amino acids.
AAGCGUUGAAUUGAAGUUUACGAGAGUGUUAAAUUAAAGUGGUGCAUUAAUUAAAAAGAAAAAUUACUGUUUGAAGGAAGAUGGUUGAAGAUGAGGUGAGUAAGAAGAAGGUAGGGUAUGAUUCAGAUUGCAGAGGAUAGGGAAUUACAAGAAUCGGAGUCUGUUUCGUCCUUCUGAACUCUAAUGGAGGCACUAUCCCUUCUUCCCAUAAACACUCUCUCAAAUAACCACAUUUCUCUCACUGCUUCUUCUAAUUAUGUUUCGCUCUAUUCUUCCUUACAACUCAAUCCUUCUCUCACUGCUAGAACCCUCACUUUGAGAAAAAGCGUCGUUCGUGUACAAGCCGAGAGUGAAGAUUAUGAAUUGAAGCAAAUGAGGGAUAUGGCUGCUGCCAGAAAGAGAUGGGAGGCUCUGGUCAGAGAUGGAAAAGUUAAAGUUCUUACCCCAAGGGAAGCUGGGUACGCAGUUCAGCUUUCAGGCAAGCCCCUUCUUGAUGUCCGUCCCUCAAAUGAGCGCAACAAGGCAUGGGUGAGAGCUUCAACCUGGAUUCCAAUAUUUGAUGUUGAUAAUAAGCUAGAUUUUGGAACCGUUCCCAGAAAAGUCACAAAUUUUGUUAUGGGAGGUUGGUGGAGUGGCAUGCCUACUCUAUCUUAUGACAGCCAGUUCUUAACCAAAGUUGCGGAAAAGUUCCCCAAAGAUUCUGAAUUAAUUGUUGCAUGCCAGAAGGGAUUGAGAUCACUUGCUGCUUGUGAACUACUGUAUAAUGCUGGCUACAAAAAUCUGUUUUGGGUUCAAGGAGGAUUUGAAGCUGCUGAAGAAGAGGAUCUCAUUGUAGAGGGCCCAUCACCUCUCAAAUUUGCUGGAAUUGGUGGAGUGUCAGAAUUUCUUGGUUGGACUGAUCAACAAAGAGCAGCUGCGGCCAAGGAAGGCUGGGGAUAUAGAUUAGUGUUUUCUGCACGCCUGAUUGGAGUCUUUCUUGCUGCCGAUGUGCUAUAUAUUGGUGCUCAGCAAAUUGGGCGCUAUCUUCAGGAUAUCAGGACCCAUUGAGGUAAGGUUUUAUCAAUCCUCACGGAGACAAUAUUCGUUGUGGAUGAGUAUAUACAGACAGCAGGAUAAAUAACUCAAUUUUGGAUGCUGACCCUUGGUAGAGUCUCAGUGCUCAUUCUUCACUUAAUAUGAUUUGCCAGCAGACGCUUUCUGAGAUUGUCGUAUUUGCCCCAUCUUAUUUUCACUACUACUGGAUUAUAAAUGCAAAUAGUUAGGUGACCAUUUUUAGUGUAGAUUUCUUCCAUUUGGUUUGUACUGAUACCUUGUGGCCAAAUGCUUGUACUUUUUUAUGAAUUUUCCACUAAAAGAAAAUCAACUGUCAUAUAAUCA